UAUCUCCAAUGGAGGCGGUAGCGGAGCAUCUAUUUGUUGAGCUUCCGUGGUUUCCAGCGUUUUAGCCGGUCCGUGCACGCAAAUGGUUCUGCAUGUAGUCGAGGGUUCCCUGGUUGCUGUUGUAGGGCCUCCACUGCUUGUUCGAGGCGUGUCCGGAGCAGGGUUUCUUCUUGCCUCCAUUCUGAAGCCUUUUGGAUGCACACUUAUUUGUCAUAUUUAACACAUUUUUGAACUUUAUCGAAGAAGGGCAGAGAUUGAUUGUUUUCUGAUAUCGAACGAAUUUUGCCAGCUAAUGAAUUUUCUAUACCUUGGCCUUUGAGCCACGUAUGGAAGCGGGGGGUGAGAUGGGCGGCCAUUUUUCUAUUUAUUCUCCUCGGAGUCUACGGGAUCACGCCAGGGGGGUGAAAUGUGUCCUCCGAUCGAGUUUCUGCAGUUAAUUGGUUCGAGCGUGGGACUACACUUGUGAGCAUUGCUGCAUGGGUCGCUGCCAAGAAGGAUGUCGAAAUGUUACCCUUAUUGAGUUGUCAUGCGAAAUGAGGAGAGGAUCAGGUCUGUCUGUGGGGUUUGCCCUUGUCGUAGCGAGUAUCCCGAACUCGUGGAGGAAUCUGCUGAGUGUACCAGGAUUGGCAUGUGUUGCCCUCCUUCAGGUGCGUCGAGAAUUCCUGGAUCUUUUAACAGGUUCCUUGGUUCUGCUCCUGCUUGUAGUUCAUUUGGAGCACAUGUGGAGGGGCGGGGAGGUGAUGUCGCGUCCCUUGUGUGUGUUCCUGCAAUAGAUUCCGAGUGGCCAUUCCUUUGUGGAUUGUGUAGUGCCUCACAUUCUAUCACAAGGUGUGCGGUUGAGAGACAAUACCGACACCUUAUUGGAAGAUUGUUAUAAUCAAUUUUAAUCAACGUCAUCUCCCUUGUAAUUGGAUUGAUGGCUCCUAACGUGAGGUCGAAUGGGACGCCUGCUUUAAGAGCCACGCAGAACUUCUGAUCCACGCUGUAAGCAUUUCUCCUGUUCUCAAGUACGGGUCUGAGGCUUUGCGCUAGAUCAUGGGCGCUGCUUAUGAACUUUCAAACUUAUCCAAACUGGCAUUUUCAUGCCCACAGAUGUUGUCGGGUUGAAUCUAGGGAUCUAAGGCUGCAAUACACAAGUCCUCCAUCAAAAUACAUGAGGUGUCCGUAUUAAAAGUUUAUGCGUCGCAGCUUCCAAUUUGCUAAUCACUUGAAAAAAUCCAUAUCCGAGAUCACGUCCGAGUUUCAAUUCUUUAGUUGUUUCUUUGGCUAGGAUUUUGAUGCAUUCUUGCAACAGCUUUGGAGUUUAUUUCAUGCCUACAAAGUAUGCAAUAACAACCCGUUUUUGGUAGUAAUCCAUUUCGUUUUUAACUUUCGACCCAUCUAGUUGCACUUGCACUAUUCGCUUAUUCAAAAGAAAACCUUUACUGUUGCCAAACAAGCCGUCAGGUAGAUGCUCACAGGUGGAGUGUAUUGUCACGUAUUUGUCCAUGUGUGCUGUUGCCGCGACCAGUUUGGGUUCCACCUUGUUGUCUAGCUUCCUUUUCUACCCUUCGGUUUUCUUCAAAAGCUGACUAUGACACCGGCGCAUGUGUCAUUGUGAUUUUAUCGCCGCCACGUAUGACGCUGGCAAUGCCAUUGUUCUUCCCCUGGGCAAUAAGCCUGGUACAGCUGCUCACUUAGACGCAUUGGCUUACAUGCUCUCCAUUGUUUACACUAAGGUUUUGUACAAUUCGUCCAAAAUCCUAACUCUGCCUCGCCCUAAGUGUAUAUCCCCUGCGCAAACCAAGCUUGUGAUGCGAGGAUAUUUGAAAUAAAAUAAUAUUCUUCAA
This is a messenger RNA of Physcomitrium patens, 1829 nucleotides long. RefSeq lists its product as uncharacterized. NCBI's taxonomy places the organism in Eukaryota, Viridiplantae, Streptophyta, Bryopsida, Funariales, Funariaceae. The record is from RefSeq and is a predicted model, not a curated record.